AUGGCCACGUCGACCACCAUUCAACAGGGCGUACAACCCCUCCUCGUCACUUGGUUUAUUAUCGGCUUGGGGAUCUAUCCUAUGAAUCGAACGAAGCCAUGCUUCAGCGUUUUGUAUUCUUUGAUGCUGUGGUGCGCUUACGGCUACGUCUAUUACAGCGUAAUAAUGAUGUUUACAUGGAACAUAAUAUUUCGAAGAACCAUUUCGACAAUCCUGAAUGUGAUCAACAUGCUCACUACGUUCACGUCCAUAAUCAUCGGCUUAUGUUAUGAUAAGAAAUUAAGCACGUGCAUUAAGAAACUCGCCGCUGUGGAUGAUACGUUGGAAGAGUUGGGCAUUCCGAAAAUGUACCAAGAGAUGCACAUGUGGUUAAAACGGGUAGUAGCUGGAUGGAUCGUUUGCAUACUCUUCAUAAAUACUUACGAUUGCUACUGGUGGUCGAGAAAGAGGCAAUCUAAUUGGAUGUAUCUCAUACCUUAUAUGAUAAAUCAUUGCUUUCACGUCAAUCUAUUCGUGGACUUGACGUUUAUCUUCUUCACGUGGUAUAUAGGCACUAGAUUCGACAAACUGAACGAACUUGUACGAGGUUUGAUGGUGAGCGAGGAGCACGGCUUGAGGUGUACGUGGAAGGAACCAGUGGUUGCUGUUUACCGACAUACUUUAUAUACCAAUAAUUACAAGCGAGUGUUGUGGACCUCAAUGCAUCUUCAGCUAGAAUUAUGUCGCAUCGCGCAUGAACUGAACCUGAUAUUCGGAACGCAGAUGACUUUGGAGAUGUUGACCUAUCUCUUAUUCUUAACGAUACUGGCGUUUUAUUUUUGCAUAAUGCUGCUCGAACGGAAACACGUAUCAAUAAGGACCUGCGUCAGCACCAGUGUAUGGGCCUGUAUAUGCAUCAUACGACUCUACUCCAUUAAUUACAUUUGCGAGAGCGUCAGCGUUAAGGCUAACAAAAUUAGCGAAACAAUUCAUCAGCUGACAAUUAUUCUGCGGUACGUCGAUAUUCACCAGGAACUUUGUCAAUUCAUUUUGCAAGCGAUGCAUCAUCCACUGAAAUUCACCGGUCUAAGACUCUUUUGCUUCGGCAGCAGGUUACCCUGGAAGUUUUGUGCGUGGAUCGCAACUUUCGUGAUGCUCGUAGUACAAUGGUCUCCAGAAUUACAGGAGUACAAUGAUCUGCAAUCGAAGAUAAACAAUACUUCAAAAUCUAUUUUGAUGAGUACGUAA
This is a messenger RNA of Odontomachus brunneus, 1227 nucleotides long. RefSeq lists its product as uncharacterized. Gene Ontology annotation, biological process: sensory perception of taste. Bases 1 to 1227 code for a protein of 408 amino acids. The transcript has 7 exons. Gene Ontology annotation, cellular component: axon; dendrite; membrane. Lineage: Eukaryota; Metazoa; Arthropoda; Insecta; Hymenoptera; Formicidae. The record is from RefSeq and is a predicted model, not a curated record.